CCCCGUCGCGUCUGAAUGCAAUCCACAGUGACGCAGCAAAAGGCUGCGCGGAAUUUGCGCUGCGCACGUUUCCACUGCGCAGGUUUGUGGCCCCUAGCUGCUGUGGCCUCGACAACGUCUUCAGUUGUGACAGGACCGUUUGGCUCGAUUGACCGUUGGCUGUAUGUUUUCAGAUUCCGUUGCUCCUGCCAGUUUCUUCGCGGGCAGACUCACGCCUCAAGGUUCUUCAUUUUGGUAGUCAUGUCCGAUUGGAGCGACUCAAGUGACGCGGCCGACAGCGACACUUCAGACAUCCUGCCGCGGUUCUCAAGGCACUGGGAUGAGAAGGCCGCCGCAAAGCGCGCGAAGGCUGAACACUCGUCCCCCUGGAUGUGGUACUACAAUCUGACCGCGAAACAGCGACGCGCCGAGGACGAAAGGAUCGCGAAGAAAUUGGCCCCCAAGGCGGCGGAAUUUCGCGAAAUCGAGGAGUUCGAGCUCACCUACGUGCCGUUCGAGUACCGCACGCGCGGCAGCUCGCUGAGCCCCAACACCCCGCCGCCAAGGGGGCUGCGCGUGCCGGCGAGCAGUACGGUCGUCCCGGCUUCUGCCGAAGCGUCAACCAGCAAGGCGGGCCUCCCAGAGACUCCUCGUGAGACGCCUCGCGAGCCGCCUCGCAAAGCGCAGCCUCACAGGCGAGUCUUGUUUCGACUGACGGAUGGCUCGGUCGUCUCGAGCUCCGACGACGAGGACACGCAUGUGUCUAGAAGCUCGCGUAAAAGGCCAGUCUGCAGCAACGACGCCGACAAGGACGUCUGUAGCCCGCCGACUGCGUCGGAGGGCCGCGUCAUCAGUUCGGGCACCGACGACGACGCUGGUGCGAGCGGGCGCGUCGCGCCGCUCUGCAGAGCGCGGGAGACGUCUGGCGCGUUGCCUCGCAGCGUCCGGGAGGAGGACGUCGACCGUGAUAGCAGCGGCGACGCGGAGCGCGCAUCCUCCACGUCACUCACGAGAGCCGACGUCAUCCGAAAGAGGAGGGAGAGGAUCGAAAGGCAGCGCAGUCUCCUCGAGGAAAUUCGCUCCGGGCGCCGCAGUUCCAGCGACGAAUCGAGCCGCAAGCGCAGCUUUCGCCGCUCGUCCGUCGUAACGCCGACAGACCGAAGCGUAGCAGGUCGUCUGAGUAGCGUCCGCAGGAAGCUGUUGGCCACUCCUUCGCCGACGUCCAGUGCGGAGGACCCGCUGCUUGGCUUGGAGCGGGGCCAGACUCCGCCCUCCUUAGGUCUCUCUUCGGACGAGUCGGCGAGCAUCAGCUUCAUGAGGGCACGGGCGAGAACCUCCAGAGGGCCUCUGCACGUGUGGCACUCUACCCCGCACGGGGCCCCACGUAGGUUCGUCUCCUCGCGCGACAUCAGCACGGCCGACUCGGCCGCCUUGCUCGGGACGCUUGUCAAGGCAGCGAGUGCCGAGAGGAGGCAGCGCGCGGACCGCAGGUUGCAGGCCCUGGAUCGCGGGGAGACGCUGGUCAUCAGCCAGCUGCUGCCCGAGUUGCAGGAAGGGACCACUUUCGGUGGGCAGCCACCAACUGGGCUUCCCAGCGCCGCUGCCAGCCCAGCCUCGCGCAGUCAUGACGAGAGCUCGAUCAGUCGGAGGAGCGUCGGCGCAGCGGAGUGGAGCAUCGUGAUGCGCUUUGGCGUCGGCUCCAACCGCGAGCGAGUCCUGCUGUCCGACGCGCUGUCGCCAUUGUCGGCCAUCGCCAAGUUCGGCGUGCGAAGUCGUUCUCGCACUUCCCAAGCUGCGCAAGACCCGCUGCGCGAACAGCGUGGACAGGCGCCCGCCGCACGCGACUACGACUCGGGGCCCGCCACCCUGCUCCAGCAGCUGCUCAAGCACUGCCAACAGGAGGCGCCGGUGACGUUCGAGGUCGCGCUGCGGCUCACCGACGACUGCCACCGGUGUCUCAAGCUGGGCGAAGGCUGCACGGCGGACGUCUACCGCAUCCGGAGGCUCAGCGGCGACGAGAGCGCCGUCAAGGUGAUCCCCGUGGGCGGCGGCCGCAACGAGGACGGCGAACUGCCCAUGUCGCUGAGUAGCGUCAUCCUCGAAUGCGUCAUGACCAGGGAGCUAAACAACCUGCGCUUUAACGAGACCAACCAGUCAGCUAACUUCAUCGAGCUCAAGAGAAUUUAUUGUGUCCGAGGAACUUACCACCCCGUCCUGAUGAAGAGCUGGAAGGACUACGACAACCAGUUCUGCUCCGAGAACAGCGACCCGGCCUUAUUUCUAGAGACCCAACACUACGUCCUGCUCGAGUUCGAGUUUGGAGGAAAGACGCUGGAACGCUCCAAGAUAACGAUCGAGCAGUUGGAGAGCGUUUUUCUGCAAGUCGCCUGCUCGCUGGCUGUGGCCGAGCCCGAGCUCGAGUUCGAGCACCGGGACCUCCACUGCGACAACGUGCUGGUGAAGCCCACGGAGCUGGAGUUCGCCGAGUUCGUGCUGCACGGCCGGAAGAUCCAAGUGCGCACUGCUGGCGUCAAGGGGUCCGUGAUCGACUACACGCUGUCGCGGACGCGCAUAGGUGGACAGGUGUACUUCACGGACCUCUCCAAAGACUCCGCUAUAUUCCAGGGAACGGGGAGCUUCCAGUACGACAUCUACCGGAUCAUGAAGGAGCACAACGGUGACGAUUGGGAAGCCUUUCGCCCGCACACCAACGUGCUGUGGCUUCAUUACUUGCUGACGAAGAUGUUCCAGAAGCUGCCCAAGGACAAAGCAGGCCGCGGAGGUCUUGGUUCCUCCCCUUCUCGCAGCCGACUGGCCUCCUGGAUGGAUGCGAUCCUGUCCUUCCCGUCGGCCGAGCAGUUUGUGGUGGAGCAGGUCAUUCCACUCCUCGAACGCGACGCCGAGACACCGCGCAGAGCGGCCGCACACUGAGGAGCCGCACGCCAUGAAUCUUAGGGCGCAACGCUAAGUGCGCCAUCGUGCACUUAGCGAUCUAUGAAUAUGUAUGAAAAAAGAAAAAAAAUCGAAAGAAAAAACAAAAAAAAACGUUAUAUAUAAUAUAUUUUCAUGCGAAACUCUGCAUGGUUUAGUUUAUCGGAAAAGGUUAUCUUCCCACAAUCUGUCUUUGUUAAUUAUGUUUAGAGCCACAUAAAUUUAUUUGUUUCAAAAAUGGCGCGCUGCAGUUCAACUUUGCGACUUUUAGUUUUUUAAUUGUUUUGUCGAGUAAAGAUGUUCUGUUCACUUCUAUGUUAAUUUUAAAUUUUAGUUAUUUAUGUAUUGCGAUUUUAUUUAUUCAUGGAAUAAAGAUCACAUGUAUGCUCCGA
This is a messenger RNA of Dermacentor albipictus, 3302 nucleotides long. RefSeq lists its product as uncharacterized. Gene Ontology annotation, cellular component: cytoplasm; nucleus. NCBI's taxonomy places the organism in Eukaryota, Metazoa, Arthropoda, Arachnida, Ixodida, Ixodidae. Gene Ontology annotation, molecular function: ATP binding; histone H3T3 kinase activity. Gene Ontology annotation, biological process: intracellular signal transduction; mitotic cell cycle; protein phosphorylation. The record is from RefSeq and is a predicted model, not a curated record.